Molecule: messenger RNA, 2078 nt
Organism: Phytophthora nicotianae INRA-310
Lineage: Eukaryota; Oomycota; Peronosporomycetes; Peronosporales; Peronosporaceae
Exons: 2
Coding region: 712-1821 (369 amino acids)
Molecular function (GO): CoA-ligase activity
Source: RefSeq, a predicted model, not a curated record
GAGUGAUUGGUGCUAAAAAGGGGCACCCUGUUGAUUCGCACUUGGCUUUGUCAUCAUUUCGGUCUUCGCAGCGAAUUCUGCGUCUCCGUUGCGUCCGGUCACCCUUACGGAUGAUCUUCAGGUCCAGGUGCCCGACGCUCCCGAUCCCGGACGACGCAUCGAUUUGGAACGUCGUGGAGCAACAUGCGAACACCAAAGGCGACAAACCGGCGUUCAUCUGCGGGCUCACGGAGAAGACACUAACUUUCGCGGAGCUUCACCGCCAAGCUAAGCAACUGUGUGCAGGUUUAGCAGCCAACGGUCUCAAAAAGGGUGACGUACGUGGUAAUGCUGCCCCGUAUUAGCUGCAAAAUUCCAACGUUGUGCUGCUACAGGUUGUGAUCUUGCACUCAUUCAACUGUCUCGAGUACAUUGUGGUAUUCCUGGCGCUUAAUCGUCUCGGAGCGAUCUGUUCACCGUCAUCCCCGCUCUUUAACGCCCAGGAGCUGGCUACCCAGAUUAUGACCGCUGAAGCGGUUGCCAUUAUUUCGCACAAGAAGUUCACCAGCGUUGCGGUGGAGGCCGCUGGACUGUGUAGUAUCCUGCUUUCACGGGUGUACACGCUUGGUCAAGCUGAUUGUUCUUCAGAACUACAGUCAAUUGAGUACGUUAUGAUAGUACAUGUUGAUACAGUGAAAGCUUAUCCUAUUUGUUUAUAGGAAUUUAAUCGCAAUGAACCUGCCGUUCCCGGACAUCCCGCCUAUCGACUCGAAGCAAGUCGUGACGUUGCCGUUUUCCAGCGGUACAACAGGCCGUCCGAAGGGCGUGGAGCUCACGGCACGUGCAAUGUACGCGUCUGGAAUGAUCCCAGGCUACAGGGAGAGCAAGACAGAACCCGUUCUAGGUAUGUUGCCUUUCUUCCACAUCAUGAUGACCAUGAAUUUCCACGUCACGCUGUACCACGGAAAGGUAAUGAUCGUAUUACCUGGAUUCACACCCGAAACGUUCCUGCGAAUGGUGGAGAAAUACAAGCUAGACAUGAUCAACCUCGCCCCGCCACUUGUCACGUUCCUGGCUAAAAGCCCCAUUGUAGCCAAGUACGAUCUCUCCCACGUUAAGUAUGUGAAGUCUGGAGGAGCGCCACUAGGCAAAGAAGUCGAACGCGCUGUCAUGGAGCGUCUUGGUAUCCAAGUGUUGCAAGGCUAUGGGAUGACAGAGUUCGUAGGCUGUGGCUGUCGAUCAUACCCGGCUAUCGUUCGAGCUGGGUCUUCAGGCACGUUGCACCCCAAUACGGAGCUGAAGGUGAAAGAUCUCGAGACUGGAGAAGAUUUACCAGCGAAUAGAACAGGAGAGCUAUUGUUCCGUACUCCAACGAUGAUGAAGGGAUACUACAACAACUCGGAGGCAACUCGUGCAGCUUUCACAGAAGAUGGAUUCCUUCGGACUGGUGACCUUGGCUACAUCGAUGACGAUGGCUACAUUUUCAUUGUGGAUCGACUAAAGGAGCUCAUCAAGUAUAAGGGACACCAGGUAGCCCCGGCAGAAGUCGAGGACGUGGUGAACUCUCAUCCAUCAGUCGUUGAUUCGUGCUGUGUACGUGGUCGAAGUUUGGAUACUGGGGAAGAGAUCCCCAAGGCGUUCGUAGUGCUCAAGAAGGGAGAAGAGUUGACAAGUGACGCAUUGAUCACCUUUGUUGCUGCCAAGGUGGCGGACUACAAACGAGUACGUGAGAUAGAGUUCGCCCACACUAUUCCGAAGAGUUUGUCAGGUAAAAUCCUUCGACGGAAGCUGCAAUUAGUAGAAGACAAGAAGAUGCAGCAAGUAAGGGGGUGUCGGUUGUAAACAACCAGGAAUCAAAUUUAACUGGAAUAUUGUCGGUAAGCGUUUGUUUGUUCUUGAUGAAGAUUCAACGACCGCCACCGCCCACACCAGACAAGAUCAUAAGACCAAGACACCAAUGGUGGACUCUCACUUCAACGUGAAAAAAAAAAAAUACUUAAUCUUCGUGGUUCUCUUCAUCACAAACUGCGUAACGUAUGCAGGUACUGUAGUGAAUCACCAACCACCACUAGUAAUAUUACUGUGGACACCUUUGCUCC